AUGGGCAGUGAGUCGGACCUAGCGCCGCUUCUAGACACGCCGCCGCCGGCCUACGAGUCCGUCGACCAAAGCUUCGAAGUAACCUUCCCAAAUGUGGUGCCCCGGCGCAUCCCGGUCAUCGAGUGCAAAGUCUGCCACGACACGAUCGACUGCACUGGCAAACUGCACCAGCACGUGAUGCGCUGCAACACUUGCAACGAGGCGACGCCGCUAAAACAGGCGCCGCCUGGCAAAAAGUACAUCCGUUGCAACUGCAACUGCCUGCUAGUUUGCACGGAGAGCGCGGCGCAAGUGGUUUGUCCCAGAUGCCGAAGACACAUUUCCCUUCGCAGAGCUGUCAUGCCCACCGCUCCCAGAUCCGCCCUGUUGCGCUGUCCCCAGUGCCGAACGGAGUUCAUGGCUCCUUACCCUCUUCAGGGGAUUAUGCACUGCCCUUCCUGCGACGAGAAGCUGCAUUUGAACAAGAAAGACCAUGCCCAGAAGAUAUUCAUCGCUUUCUGGCUGUUCCUGGCCUUUCUCACUGCCGGAAUAAUUUGCAUGAUCUGCGCCUUCGCCAUCAAGGGCAAAGACAUCGGCAUGGACGACCCGAUCGCCUGGGUGAUGUUUAUUUUCUACUCGGUGGCGAUCAUCACCAUGCUCGCCGGCCUUGUGAUUGCGGCGAGGACGAAAGUCGCCAAGGUCGUCGAAUUCAUGCACAACGACUGA
Molecule: messenger RNA, 705 nt
Organism: Oikopleura dioica
Lineage: Eukaryota; Metazoa; Chordata; Appendicularia; Copelata; Oikopleuridae
Source: the annotation of a GenBank genome assembly